Lodderomyces pseudojiufengensis is the source of this 1842-nucleotide messenger RNA. It is a transcript of the gene PSD1, whose product is annotated as phosphatidylserine decarboxylase 1. Gene Ontology annotation, cellular component: mitochondrion. The coding region runs from base 1 to 1842 and encodes 613 amino acids. Gene Ontology annotation, molecular function: phosphatidylserine decarboxylase activity. The record is from RefSeq and is a predicted model, not a curated record. Lineage: Eukaryota; Fungi; Ascomycota; Pichiomycetes; Serinales; Debaryomycetaceae. The transcript has a single exon. Gene Ontology annotation, biological process: phosphatidylethanolamine biosynthetic process.
AUGGCUUUCAGACCUCCAUCUUUCAAUUGGUCAAGAUCUGUUGGACUGAAAUGGCAUUAUCAUAAUCCAAAAACUACUACACAAAAUAUAUAUUUUCAAAACCAAAGAGAUAUUCUACAACCAUUAUCAAGUGCUUCUCAUAUGGCUCAAUUAGUCCAACAACAGCAACAACAACCAGGACAACAACAACAAAAAAGAUAUUUCAGUAGUUAUUAUUAUCAAUUUCCUAAAAUUCCAAGACCUAAAAGAAAUGUCUUAUAUUAUUCAACUUGGUCAAAAGGUAAUUCAAAUACUUUAAACUCAUCAUCGUAUAAAUCAUAUUAUAAAUUUACAAAAUUACCAUUCCCCAAAAUAUCUAAAAGAUCUCUUUCCUCAGCAAAUCAAAAAUUAAAACUGAAAACUAAAAGAUUACAUACAAGAUUUUUUUCAAUUGAAGCAAGAUCAAAAAGACAACAAAAAAGACGUUUUAUAAGAUGGUGGACUAUAACUUCCUUAACUAUUGUAUUGGGAGGUGUAGCAGCUAAAAUUAAAUAUGAUAGAGAUGAAAUUAAUGAAAAUCCAUAUAAAAUUAGACCUCAAUCUUGGCAAUUAUAUGCAUAUUCGACAUUACCUUUAAAAACAAUUUCAAGAAUUUGGGGUUAUGUAAAUUCUAUAAAUUUACCUGUAUUUAUUAGAUCACCAUCAUAUAAAUUAUAUUCUGCAAUAUUUGGUGUAAAUUUAGAUGAAAUGGAAAAUCCAGAUUUAAAAAGUUAUAAUAAUUUAUCUGAAUUUUUUUAUAGAACUUUAAAACCUGGUGUAAGACCAAUUUCAGAAGAUGAUAUUGUAAGUCCUGCAGAUGGGAAAGUUUUAAAAUUUGGUUUAAUAGAACAAGGAGAAAUUGAACAAGUUAAAGGUAUGACUUAUUCAAUUGAUGCAUUAUUAGGUUUAUCAUCAACAAGAAAUUUAGCUGCUCCAACUUUAUCAACUGAAUUUGAUCAUGAAGAUGAUGAAGAAAAUAGAAUUAAAAGAGAUGAAGAAUUUGCUAAAGUUAAUGGAAUUUCUUAUACUGUUGAUGAUUUAGUUGGUGGAGAAAGUGAUUCUACUUUUCAUAUGCAUAAAUUAACUUAUAAAAAUGAUCAUGAUGGAACAGCAAAAGGUUCAAAUGCUUCAUUUUCAAAAGAAUUAGAAGUUGCAGAAGCACUUGCUCCAAAUCCAUUAGAAAUGCUUAGAAAAAAGAAAUUAUAUUUUGCAGUUAUAUAUUUAGCACCUGGUGAUUAUCAUCAUUUCCAUUCACCAACGAAUUGGGUAACAACUUUAAGACGUCAUUUUAUAGGAGAAUUAUUUUCAGUUGCUCCAUUUUUUCAAAAGACUUUACAAGGUUUAUUUGUAUUAAAUGAAAGAGUAGCCUUAUUAGGAUAUUGGAAAUAUGGUUUUUUUUCAAUGAUUCCUGUUGGUGCAACAAAUGUUGGAUCAAUAAUUGUAAAUUUUGAUAAAGAUUUGAAAACAAAUUCAAGAUUCGAACAUGAAGUUUAUAGUAGUACACCAUCAAGUUCUUCAAACUCAAUAUCGGAAAGCACUCCGUUAUUACAAAGGGAUUAUUCAGCUUCAGAUAUUUUAACAAUAAAUUCACAAGAUGAAAAGAUUCGUAAAAAGAAAUUAAGAAAAAACACAGUCUAUGAAGCUACUUAUACUAAUGCUAGUAGAAUUUUAGGUGGUUAUCCAUUAACAAAAGGUCAAGAUAUUGGUGGAUUUAAAUUAGGUUCAACUGUUGUUUUAGUAUUUGAAGCACCUGAUAAUUAUAAAUUUAAUUUAGAAGUUGGUGAAAAAGUUAAAGUUGGUCAAUCUUUAGGUUCUUUUGUUUGA